AUGUCUUCAGCAGAAGAAUCACCCGCUCAGCAGGCAGCGCGCCUGCGACGUGAACGUCGCGAGGCAAAGAUCAAGGCUGGCGGAAGCGCUCGACUUGAUAAAAUUACGAGUCUCAGCGGACGAACACCAGCCAGCGCUCGCGACGACAUCUCCCCUUCCCCAACGCCGCAGCCACUAUCUCGCACAGCGUCACCAGCAUCGUCGCAGCCAAACCCUUCUCCUCAAGCCUUCCAACCCUCUGUUACGCCAAUUCCAGCCACCGGCGAUGCUCCCAGCGAUGACAUACAAGCGCAGCAAGAAUAUCUAAGGGCUCUCCUCCGCGCAAACCCACCUGAGCAACAAACCCAACAACAGAUUGACCAAGACCCUAUGAUGAAGCUAUUAACUUCAAUGAUGGGUGGUGUACCAGGGGCGGAAAACACGGCUCCAGGUUCCGCGGGAAUGGCACCUCCACCUCAAGGCACCAUAAAUCCAGAUGACUUGACAUCCGCUCUUGGUCUUCCACCAUUCCUUUCUAAAUUCUUACUGGGAGGAGGCUCCUCACCUCUGACUCCGGCGGAGCAGCAACGUGAGUGGCUAUGGAAACUUCUUCAUACUCUCUUUGCUUUGAUUUUAGGAUUCUAUCUGCUCAUUCUCGUUGGAUCCUCGGUCGCGACGUACGGGAGCAACCCACCACCGCCAGCUGCCGCUCAGAACCCGUUUGUGGUUUUCAUGACAGUUGAACUGGUGUUAAAUGGGGCAGGAAUGCUAUUCGGAACAUCCCGUCAGGGAAGCCUAGCUACGGGAAUGCAGCUUAUUCGCAGCCUCAUUCAGGACGGCAGCAUUGCCGUUUUUAUUCUCGGUGUGGGAUCUUGGUGGAAUGGCGGGUGGCAGACUCUGACAAGCCAGUAG
Talaromyces proteolyticus is the source of this 891-nucleotide messenger RNA. RefSeq lists its product as uncharacterized. NCBI's taxonomy places the organism in Eukaryota, Fungi, Ascomycota, Eurotiomycetes, Eurotiales, Trichocomaceae. Gene Ontology annotation, biological process: retrograde vesicle-mediated transport, Golgi to endoplasmic reticulum. The record is from RefSeq and is a predicted model, not a curated record. Bases 1 to 891 code for a protein of 296 amino acids. The transcript is spliced from 2 exons.